Molecule: messenger RNA, 535 nt
Organism: Nicrophorus vespilloides
Lineage: Eukaryota; Metazoa; Arthropoda; Insecta; Coleoptera; Silphidae
Exons: 2
Source: RefSeq, a predicted model, not a curated record
AUCUUCCAAUGUCGAUGGAAACAGCCCCCUGGGGGAAACCCGACUGGUCGCGCCGUCCGUCCGACAGGUGCACCCCGUCUGCGAUGAGAAGGCUCAGCUCCUGGCCUACGACAAGUGCGACGGAGGAGUCGGAGGCGGUGGAGGGAAGAGAUCCAGUUUGGGAGAGGUGAAUGGAAGCCCUCCUCCGUACCCUAAACGCGCCAGCUUGGAGUCGAACCCCAGUCCGACGUACCCUCUAACGCCCAACAUUUGCGUCGAGGGUGGCCGCAUCGAGUUCAUAAAGCCGCCCCCAGAAGGCGACACCGCAGCCACCACUCCGACGGAAACGCCUCCGACGCCGCCCGCGACGCCCCGCGUCGUCCGCGUCACCGUCACGCGCGCCCUGCAGACAGAUGAUGCAGACAAUAAGUGCGAGGAUAGAAAGGAGAAAUUGGAAGCCCGCGUGGCGGAAUUGGAGGCGGCCCUGGACGAUGCCCAGAAAACCGAACAACGAGACAAGCAGACCAUUGCCAAAUUGCAGAAGCAGAUUGCCAAA